CCAAAACGGUUAUUCGAUCUUGAUGGUUUCAUCUUAACUCCGAACAUAUAUAAUCAUGCUUUGAUCGGAACACAAUCUGAACAUUAACCUUCAUCAACAAUAAUACCUUAAUCAAGUUCAAGCAAAAACGAAUUCCUAGAAUGACCACUGCUGGUCUCACUCUCUUUACUUCGUAAGAAAGAUCAGUAUCAACGAUUCGUCAAAAUGAAGGCUGUCGAUGGAUCGAUUGAAUCGGGUGAGGAUAAAAGGAGAAGUACUUCAGUCUCACCCAAAGGGAAGAAGCGUAAAUUGGAAGAAGAUGAUCAUGUCGAAGCAUUGAGAACCAAACAAUUCUCCGAUAGUUCUAGACCGGAAAGUACUGGAUCGCCACAUCGACCUUCGUUCAGUAAAACGCCAGCAUCGCAAUCAUCUUCUAGUCUCCUUCGUGCUGCCGCUACAGGAGGUCCGGCAGAAGGUAGAGGACUACGUGGUGUUGAUGCAGAAGUCAAUACUGAGGCUGAUGAAUGCGGCUCAUUCAAAUUGCCAACGAUCAAAAGCCUAACCACACCAGGUGAACUUGGCUCAAACAAUACACCAAAUAAGAUGUGCAUUAGACAUCAAAGUAUGGCCGAUGAGGGUAAGACGGCAAAGCUACAAAAGUCAAUCGAAUCGUUGCCUCUUGCUGAUCAAACAGCAGUCAAUACGGUCUGGUCUUUGUUCUCGUCUUCGCCACAUCCACGACGAGCUCUGAUCCUUCAAGGUCUUUUGACGAUGUGCUGUUCCUCACAACUAUCGCUUUUAAGUCAAGAGCUCUCGUUAGCAAUUCGUUUGGAUCCUUUCGCUCUUUUCCCACGUGAGAUCAGUCUCAGGAUACUCAAACAUCUCGAUGCAAUGACUUUGGGCAGAGCAGCGCAAGUGUCUCGACAGUGGAAGAGCUUGGCAGACGAUGAUCUUUUAUGGCGAAACAUGUGCGAGCAACACAUCGAGCGGAAGUGCGAAAAGUGUGGUUGGGGCUUACCAUUGCUUAACGAAAGGAGAAAACGACUACAGGCACAGCCGACUCAAAGUGCUUCACAACAACGGACUUCACCACCGGACAACUCACAGAAAGAAGACGACGAGUUGAAACAAUCACCAGAAUCCCCGCAAGGUAAUUCAGCUCAAGGUGGUUCCCUAAAGAGAGCCGUCACAGCAGCGGCUAAUGCUGCUGCUUUGUCUAAGAAUGCUGCUCAUUCUCGUGGUAAUUCUCGCGCUCCAAGCCCAAGUCCCACUUCAGCUUACGAUCAGCCAUCUGUUGCACCAGCUACUCGACCAUGGAAGACAGUGUAUUGUGAACGGUUGGCGAUUGAACGUAAUUGGCGAAGAGGACGAUAUACCACAAAGGUUCUGACUGGACAUACAGAUGGUAUCAUGUGCUUGCAAUUUAGUGAAUCGCUCACUCAUCCUGCUUUCCCAAUUGUGAUUACUGGAUCGUAUGAUCGUACGGCACGGGUCUGGAAUAUGGAAACAGGUGAAGAAUUACGGGUAUUGAAAGGGCACACACGUGGAGUACGUUGCUUACAAUUCGAUGAAGCUAAACUGAUCACCGGCAGUAUGGACCGAACGCUGAAGAUUUGGAAUUGGAGAACGGGAGAAUUGAUGCGAACGUUGGAAGGACAUACGGAAGGAAUCGUUUGUUUGAAUUACAAUAAUCAUAUUCUAGCUAGUGGAAGUGCCGAUAGCAAUGUCAAGAUCUGGAAUUUCCGUAGCGGUGAAUGCUUUACCCUUCGCGGUCAUACAGAUUGGGUCAAUGCUGUAUUACUAUGGAGCGGAAAUGGUCGUGCAGGUAUCAAAAAUACACGUUGGGACGAUGACAAUGACGACGGCACAAAUUCAACAUUCUUGUUCUCUGCUUCCGAUGAUGGAACGAUUCGAUUGUGGGAUUUGCGCGCACGUGAAAGUCUGAUGAGCUUUGAUGGUCAUGUUGGACAAGUUCAAAGCAUCAAAUUGGUCAUGUUGGAUGAGACUGCAGUCCAUAAGCUUGUCAUCAAUGCAGCAGGCGGUGCAGGCGCAGAUCAAGCUGAAGAUAUUCAACGUCGUCAAAUGCAAGCUCAAAGAAGUCAAGGCAAUGUAGAAGUGGAAAAUCAGGCAAAUCAAGCAGGUUCAUACUUUGUCAAUCCGUCAAACGGAGAAGCUGCUAUUGAAGGUGCACCUGCUAACGCAAACAAUGUCAGCUGUGGAUACAAUCCACCAGCUGUACCUGGGGGUAGAACAGCAGGCUCAGGCUCCGCACCAGCAAUACCUGAUCGUUUCCAAGAUACGACCGCCUCAUCCAUCUUUCAACCAAGCAACAUCAAAACUAAACCCAUCAAGACUGGCGAAAAGAUUGAUGAGAGUUUGCUGUUGUUGCAAAAACGACUUUACGAGGCUGGCUUGGUGGAAGAAUUGCCAUUGGACGCAGAUAUGACUGAUCUGGAAGGACCUCUGUCGCCAUUCUGGAACGGAAACCAGCAAAAAGCCAACCCCAAUUCUCAUCAUGCUCCUCAACGUCCAAUCUUGAUCUCUGCCUCUUUGGACAAUACGAUCAGAUUAUGGUGUGUUCGAACGGGUAGAUGCAUUCGUACCUUGUUCGGACAUACAGAGGGAAUUUGGAGUUUAAGUUUGGACAAAUUACGUAUCGCAAGCGCAAGUCAUGAUCGUUGUAUCAAAACGUGGGAUACGGACACGGGCAUGUGUAAGCAAACAUUUGUUGGACAUAGAGGUGCAGUAACAUGUGUCCAAUUAGGAGAUGAUAAAAUCGUCAGUGGAAGUGAUGAUGGCGAUUGUCGGAUUUGGAGUUUUGCCCCAGCGCCAAUUUCGUGAGAAAAACAAAAAAGAGAAACACAAAAAUCAAUUUCGCCUUUUUCGUUGUACUACUACUCUAUACUUGUGAUCACUAUUUCUUUUCGGUCGAUCGGUUUUCUGUUUUUGGUCCAUACCCCCUUCUAAAACAUUACCUUUGAGAAGAAACAACGCUAAUAAUCAUAAACCAAAAUUUUACGCUUUUGUAUUUGUAUAGUCUCUGCUUCAUCAAUAGUAUCUUGUGACA
This is a messenger RNA of Meira miltonrushii, 3046 nucleotides long. Its product is annotated as WD40 repeat-like protein. Gene Ontology annotation, molecular function: protein binding. NCBI's taxonomy places the organism in Eukaryota, Fungi, Basidiomycota, Exobasidiomycetes, Exobasidiales, Brachybasidiaceae. The record is from RefSeq and is a predicted model, not a curated record. The coding region runs from base 205 to 2820 and encodes 871 amino acids. The transcript has 2 exons.